CCCGCUUUUCACGCAUUUUGCGAAGAAAUCUUAUUAAGUUCGUGUGUGAGGAAUUUUUGGAUAGUUAUGGGAAAAAAGAAGACAAAAGGAAAACGAAAAGCAUCUCGGAGUGACAAACGCAUGCAAAAGCUUUACGCUGAUGCAAUUCAAGAAGUGAAGAAAAGAAAUAUCAAUUUGGACGAUCUGCCCGACAAAGAUUCUGAGGAAAUCGAAGAAGGCAGCGCUGAGCGAGAGAAAGUUAAACCUUCGGCGCAAAAGGCCAAAAAAAAUCCUACAGAUGUCCUGAGGAAACAAGAGCAAUUGAGAAAGCCUAGGGUUUCUCUUUCUGUUCCAGUUUCAAAGCUGGUUCCCUUCAAACCAGACGAGAGAGGAUUAGAAUUUCCCCGGGAUUUUCGCCGCGACUCGAGAUCUUCAGAAUGGAUUCCACGCUCUGUGGGGUUUCCACUGUUUGACCCAGGGGAAGUUUUCAAUGGGAGAAGAUCGCCCAGCUCUGAAUUUAAUGGUGAAAUCGAGAAUAUCAGCGUCGUCUCUGACAAAGAAACACCUGCAGCAAGGAAUGACUUGAAGGUGGACGAGAUUUUACAAGUACUGCCUCUUCGUAUUGGUGACGCAGAUAGUGAGAAUCCUCCAGGGGACAACAAAGUUCGUUCUCAUCUUCCACCGAUUUAUCGACAAGAAAUAUGGCAAGAGACAAUGCGUCAGGCCUCAACAACUUCGCGGUCAAUUCCCGCCAAACAAGACUCGUGGAACAUAGAACACGCUUCGCUGAUGGUUGGAAAACAGGAACUUUACACAAGACAAAAAUGCAAGACUAGUGUCAGUUUGGCCGAAAGACGCUUUCGACUCCGAACCACAAGUUCAGGGGCAGUUUUAUCUUAAAUUGAGGAUGUGAUUUAACUUUAAUCAGAGGGUUAAGAACUGGAAAACUUCUCAUGAACUGAACUGAAGUCUAAGAUAACUAAGGUCUGAUACUUCGUUUAACAAAGUCUCGGAUGAUCGAAUUAAGAUACAUUUUUCAGAACAUUUACACCAAAGAUUUGGCGUUGGUGCCUAAACUCAGGAAACAGAAAUUUUAAGCAACCAGCCGGUGUGCCCGAUAUACGACAUAAACUAGCAUCCCACGCUUAACUUGACUGUUCCGUGAACAACGCAAUGCAAUUCCCAUCAAAAUCUGCCAAUUUGUAACAGAAAAAUGAAAAUUGUAUUGUCGAGAUCAACCCCAUCACCGAAUUCCAGAGCAAUUGCUAUUCUUUAAUUUUUUUCUGAAGAAUUAUCAAGAGCAGGUUGUUCUACAUGGAGUUUUUCAGUCUUCGGCUGCUUGAAGAAUCUCAAGUUACGUCACCCAGUGUAUUUGCCGAAGUAAACCGU
Pocillopora verrucosa is the source of this 1368-nucleotide messenger RNA. RefSeq lists its product as uncharacterized. The record is from RefSeq and is a predicted model, not a curated record. NCBI's taxonomy places the organism in Eukaryota, Metazoa, Cnidaria, Anthozoa, Scleractinia, Pocilloporidae.